UAUCCUCCGUUCCUCAUCACAACGCCCCCUCGGUAGGGUGCAUGAACGGGGCUCUGCUGUAAUCAGCAGCUCUGACAUGGAAACCCCAUUGCAGUUGCAGAACGAUUUCUAUCCAGAGCAGCAGCAGCACCAGCACCAGCAGCACCAGCACUACUGCGGGCGGGAGGAAGAGCGCUCCAUCCGGCACUGCACCUGCAACAACUCCUCCACCUGCGAGGAUGCGAGGAAAAGCCAGUAUUCGCACGGGACGCCGCUGGGAACUUUAAGGACACCGUCCGUCUCAUCUUCAACCAGGCAAGGUGCUCAAUACAGCGAGUUCACGCCAUCUAGUCAUGGUAGUUCAUCCAGACAUCAUCACCAUCACCUCCUCCACCAUCCUCCCCGCGAACUCAACCGGCAGCAGAUUCGGGGCAGUCCGGCCAGCAGCCACAGAGAGAGUAACUCUUACACUCAAAUAACCAUGAGCAGCUGCAGAUACAACGGUGGCGUGAUGCGGCCGCUCAGCAACUUGAGCUCGUCCCGCAGAAACCUGCACGAGUUUGACUCGGAGUCUCAGCCACUGCAGCCAGUCUCUGCGGCGGACGCGUCCGACACGCUCGCCUCCAAGCCGGAGAACAACUCCACCACCCUCAUGCCUUACGGUACGGGAGACGGAGGAGGAGGAGGGGGAGGUGGAGGAGGAGGGGGUGGAUGUAGCCACAGCGGGAGCAAAUCGGGCAAAAAGAAGAACCAGAACAUCGGACAGAAGCUCGGGCACAGGAGGGCCUUGUUUGAGAAAAGAAAGCGACUGAGCGACUACGCGCUCAUCUUUGGGAUGUUUGGGAUAGUGGUGAUGGUCAUUGAAACUGAACUCUCGUGGGGAGCUUACGGAAAGGAGUCACUGUAUUCUUUAGCCCUAAAAUGCCUGAUAAGCCUUUCUACAAUCAUUCUUCUUGGGUUGAUUAUCAUAUAUCAUGCCAGGGAAAUCCAGCUAUUCAUGGUGGACAACGCCGCAGACGACUGGAGGAUAGCCAUGACCUACGAGCGCAUCUUCUUCAUCUGUCUGGAGAUCUUGGUGUGCGCCAUACACCCCAUCCCGGGCAACUACACCUUCACGUGGACGGCGCGGCUAGCCUUUUCUUACGCCCCUUCCAAGACGGACGCCGACGUGGAUAUAAUCCUGUCCAUUCCCAUGUUUCUCCGUCUGUACCUCAUUGCUCGCGUCAUGCUGCUGCAUAGCAAACUCUUUACCGAUGCUUCGUCACGCAGUAUCGGUGCCCUCAACAAGAUAAACUUCAACACACGCUUUGUCAUGAAGACCCUCAUGACUAUAUGUCCCGGGACAGUGCUGCUGGUUUUCACCAUUUCUCUGUGGAUCAUCGCCGCCUGGACUGUGAGGGCGUGUGAAAGAUACCAUGACAAUAUGGAUGUAACCAGCAAUUUCCUUGGAGCCAUGUGGUUGAUCUCAAUAACUUUUCUAACGAUUGGAUAUGGAGAUAUGGUUCCAAAUACAUACUGUGGGAAAGGGGUGUGUCUCCUCACCGGCAUCAUGGGUGCCGGAUGCACUGCUUUGGUGGUCGCUGUGGUCGCAAAAAAACUGGAAUUAACCAAAGCCGAAAAACAUGUACAUAACUUUAUGAUGGACACCCAGCUGACAAAAAGGGUGAAAAACACAGCUGCUAAUGUUCUCAGGGAGACGUGGCUCAUUUAUAAAAACACCAAGCUGGUGAGGAAGAUGGACCACGCCAAAGUCAGGAAACACCAACGCAAGUUCCUUCAAGCCAUUCACCAAGCUCGAAAAUUAAGAAGUGUAAAAAUGGAGCAACGCAAGCUGAAUGACCAAGCAAACUCUCUAGUGGACCUUGCAAAGACUCAAAACAUCAUGUACGACCUGGUCUCGGACCUUAACGAGCGAGGUGAAGACAUGGAAAAGAGGAUUGGGUUGCUGGAGACCAAACUGGAGACAUUGCUUAGCAACUUACAGGCUCUUCCGGGCCUUAUCAGUCAGGUGAUCAGCCAGCAACACCGGGACUUUCUGGAGGUGCAGCUCCAGCCAUUUGACAAAAACGGCCACGAGCGCUCACAGUCCGUCUCCCGGCGCCGGUCGUCCUCCACCGCGCCGCCCACUUCUUCCGAAAGCAGCUAGAGCUCCCAGCCCAGCCGGCGUCUCCGGAGAAGACUUUCGCCAUCAUAUGGCCAAGUUGCAUUUUACUGUAAAGCCUUAUGGUUUCAAUAAAGUAUUAUCCAAAUUCUGAUGGCACCAUCAGAGGUUACCGGGGAUAAUGCGUUUGAAAUGGAUAGCUUCCACACAUAUCUUGUCGUUUUUUUGUUUUGUUUUUUGUUUUUUUUACAUCAAUAAAUGAUGCUGUUUCUCUGUUGACAUGAUCACAGAGAGACUUUUCUCAGUAACUAAUGAUGGAAAGAUGGGGCUAUCAGGUGAGCAAGUCCUUCCAGAGGGCUUAAUUCAGGAAAGCAAUGUGAUGACCUCAAACGGCACUGAAUAGUGCCGGACUAGUGCUUCCUUCCGAAUCGUCUGUCUCUGCGUAUGUGAAUGAGAUCUGACCUGUUCCUAGAAUCAACAGGCAUUAAUAACUCUUUAUCGAGGAACUAAUAGCAUGUCUGAACCCAAAAUGGGCAGAUGAGGAAUGCUUCCCCUCCCUGUCCAAAUAGCGAAAACCCUAGAUUUUCACUAUCAAAGGAAAGCGUAUAUCUUUUAGGUUAGAAACGGCAUCAGCUGUAGUGUUCUUCUGUUGUGAGGCCUCUAAAAGUGACUAUUCCAGGGGCACUGUUCACAACAAUUUACGAAAUGAAUGCAUCUGAAUCUAUACUUGCACUUUUUAUCAUUGCACUUCAAUGCUUACUGACUAUAAUACGAAUUUAUGUUGCUCAUUCAAAUAAACAGACACCUUUAGUUAUAGGAUAAUGGCCAGAAUGUACAACGGUAAUGAUUGUGUAGGCUACGGCAAGGGCAGCAAUGACACCUCGACUGAAAUGACUGUGCUUAAAAUGUAGAUGUUAGAUCGCUGCUGUUUAUGCACCAACGUUUCAAACUCUCCAUUAGUUCCAAAGGCAAUCUAUGGAAUAGCUGAGAGGAAACGCUCUCGGUUCACUGUGCGCUCUUCGCUUAAACGGUCUUCAAAACGAGAAGAGAUCUACUGGAUGCUAUUUAUAGAUCUAUUUGUAGAUCUGUUUAAGAGCAGCAACUAUCUUGUAUAUGUUUGGAAAUGCCUAUUUUUGUAUAUUAAUGAGGACAAGCACACCUCCAGAUGCGUAUGUCUUUCUCGAAGGAUGUGUGGUGAAUAACUCUGUUUGAGUGUGGAAGUGGAAUGUAGAACCAAAGCUUUCAAAAUGGGCAGAAAGAAGGGAAACGGAUGGCCGUCUGGAAAACCUCACGGUUCCCCAGUAAGCUGAACCGUACCAUUGUUCUGUAACGUGUUUCUCUGGGAUGGUCCUCUGGCAUGUCCUGUGAAUUCAGCCUCAGUUUUUUUCAUACUGGUGUUAAAGGUUAAACAAAUCCACAGCACAAAUCAAAAUAAAGGACUUUCAUACUUAUUUUCCAAGCAAUCGGUCUCACGCCAUUCUAAAUGUGAACACAAAUGUCUGUCUAAUGCAAAGAAUUGUAUUUAGUGUGGAAGAGAAUACGACCAGUACACCAAACUUUACUAUCAUUUAUUGAUAGCAUGUUAUUGAUAGAUCUGUGCACUUUAGAUUCUAAAGAAAUAUGAUGGGUUCAUGUUGGAUAUAUUGGUGCAUUUCAUAACCUGGCCCAGCAACAACACAUCCCAGAAUGUCAUUAAGGGGUCACAGAACCUAACGAAACGAUGGUGGAUCCAGCAAUUUCACCAACAUAGAAACUAUGAGUGAUUAAAUACUGUAUGCAAAAUGAAUAUAAACAAUAAAAUGAAGCUAUUUAACA
Pimephales promelas (fathead minnow) is the source of this 3895-nucleotide messenger RNA. RefSeq names its product potassium calcium-activated channel subfamily N member 2 (gene kcnn2). The record is from RefSeq and is a predicted model, not a curated record. Gene Ontology annotation, molecular function: calmodulin binding; small conductance calcium-activated potassium channel activity. Gene Ontology annotation, biological process: potassium ion transport. Lineage: Eukaryota; Metazoa; Chordata; Actinopteri; Cypriniformes; Leuciscidae. Gene Ontology annotation, cellular component: membrane.